Struthio camelus australis is the source of this 4809-nucleotide messenger RNA. The record is from RefSeq and is a predicted model, not a curated record. NCBI's taxonomy places the organism in Eukaryota, Metazoa, Chordata, Aves, Struthioniformes, Struthionidae.
CAGGCUGAGCGCGCCCGGGGAGCGCCCAGAGUAGGCCCACGCCUCGUGGACCCGCUGGAUUUCUGCUAACGGUGCUACAAAUACUGUUGUUAUAAUCGUUUCGUGUAUUAUAUGCACUCAUAUAUUCAUAUAACAUAUUGGUACUCAUAAUUAUGCUCAUUACCAGCCAGGUGAAAGCAGGCUUUGUGGUCAAGUGACAGCUGUCUCUUGCAGCAAAGAGUUCCAAAAUACUGCUAGAACAUGAAAUAUUAAUUAAACUGUAAAUGUGGGUGCUAAGGCCAUUAAAUAGCGUGCUGUCUUGAUUCAGUUGUGUAACUGCUAGUAUUCAUGGGUCCGAUGCCCUUUGGACUUCCUAGAAGUUAAUUUCAGCCAUUAAACUUCCCAUUAUAAUAACUGAAACUCCAUUACACUGGUCUUGAAUGAGCGCACGCUGGUGAUGAUACAUAGCUCUCGUUACAGGUGUAUCCUACAAAAUAUCACUAAUUCGUGGUUUUAUAAAUUCAUACUACUUACCUUAACCUGAGAGUUUAAGUUUAAACAGUUUGAAUAUGUUUGAAUAUAUUAUAUCUUGUGCACAGCAAGAACUUAAAAGAAAGUACUGUCUGACUACUCAUAAUAUCAUCCUAUAAUUCCUAAUACCUAUUCACUUUGAUGUAGGAAGUAACUAGUCUGGACAGUCUAUCUGCAGUAUAGAACAAUAAGCAAAGAUUAAUUUUCAGAAAUUUAGCUAUUUUAAGUUGUAGGAGCACAUAAGAAUAUCCCAAACUGUUACUGCUUCUUCGUUUCCAUAUUGUAAAUGUCAAAAGUACUUUUGAAGACUGUCUUCAAGUCGUUAGUGAACUUUCGCAUGACAUAUUUCAUACUGAAACAAGUUUUUAUGGCUAAGUUAUGGCGCUCCUGAAAUGAUGAAAUGCUUUUAGUUAUGAGGUUGUUCAGAGAAUGACUAGGAGGGGAAAACGUGGUGUUCUCCCAAGACCUCUCCAAGGUGACAGUCCAUCGUCUUUCUUGCAUGAUUUGAUCAACUACAAUACAGCAGAAAGGCUGUUCUGUCAGAACUGGUCUAGGCAAUUUCAGAGAGACAUCUGUGCAUCUAUUUACACUCGCUGUUUAAAAAAUUAUUUCUGCAGUUGUAAGGACUUUUUAAAAAUAAAGGACAGCUUAUUUCUUAUUUUCUGCAGUAAAGAGGGCAGUGUUUAAAAAACACCUCCUGACCAUCCAUCCACAGCACCAGAUCCCGAUAUGCUUCGUGCGUCAGUGCAGAUUAUGAUGUUUUUUUCUUUAGGAAAUGGUGGUUCAACGCUUCACGUUCUUCAAUGCUUGGAAAACCUGUAUGGUGACAAAUGGACUUCUUUUAUUGUGCUGUUAAUUCAUUCUGAUGAAUGGAAGAAGAAAGUUAGUGAAUCGUACGCUAUAAUCAUGGAACGAUUAGAAGAUGACCUGCAGAUCAAAGAAAAGGAGCUGACAGAACUGAAGCAUGUUUUCAGCUCCGAUGAAGCCUUCUGCAAAGUCAAUUUAAAUUACCGCACAGAAAAUGGGCUCUCUCUUCUCCAUUUAUGUUGCAUAUGUGGAGGUAACAAAUCACAUAUUAGAACUCUUAUGCUAAAAGGACUGCGCCCAUCCAGGUUAACACGGAAUGGAUUUACAGCUCUGCACUUGGCAGCUUAUAAGGAUAAUGCAGAACUCUUAACAGCACUGCUGCAUGGUGGAGCUGACAUUCAGCAAGUUGGGUAUGGAGCUUUGACAGCCCUUCACAUUGCUGCAAUAGCGGGUCACCAUGAGGCAGUUGACAUCCUUUUGCAGCAUGGAGCUUAUGUGAAUGUUCAGGAUGCAGUUUUUUUCACUCCACUGCAUAUUGCUGCAUAUUAUGGCCAUGAACAGGUAACCCGCCUCUUGCUAAAGUUUGGAGCUGAUGUGAAUGCAAGCGGGGAAGUUGGAGACAGGCCUCUCCAUUUAGCUUCUGCCAAAGGCUUUCUCAAUAUUACAAAGCUCCUGAUGGAAGAGGGAAGCAAAGCUGAUGUGAAUGCUCAGGACAAUGAAGAUCAUGUUCCCCUGCACUUCUGCUGUCGAUUUGGACACCAUGAAAUUGUAAAGUUCUUACUCCAGAGCAGUUUUGAAGUUCAACCCCAUGUGGUUAAUAUCUAUGGAGACACACCUUUACACCUCGCUUGUUACAAUGGAAAGUUUGAAGUUGUCAAGGAAAUAAUUCAGCUCUCAGGAACAGAAAGUCUCACUAAAGAAAAUAUAUUCAGUGAAACAGCUUUCCACAGUGCUUGUACCUAUGGAAAGAACAUAGAACUUGUAAAAUUUCUUCUUGACCAGAAUGUUGUAAGCAUCAAUCACCAGGGAAGAGAUGGACAUACAGGAUUACACUGUGCUUGCUACCAUGGUCAUAUUCGUCUAGUACAGUUUUUACUGGAUAACGGAGCUGAUAUGAAUCUGGUAGCUUGUGAUCCCAGCAGGUCUAGUGGAGAAAAAGAUGAGCAGACCUGUUUGAUGUGGGCUUAUGAGAAAGGUCAUGAUGCCAUUGUGACCCUUCUGAAGCAUUAUAAAAGACCUCAAGAUGAAUCGCCCUGUAACGAAUACUCACAGCCUGGAGGAGAUGGUUCCUAUGUGUCAGUUCCAUCCCCUCUAGGAAAGAUUAAAAGCAUGACUAAAGAAAAGGCAGAUGUUCUCCUCCUCCGUGCUGGUCUGCCCUCACAUUUCCAUCUUCAGCUCUCUGAAAUAGAGUUCCAUGAGAUUAUUGGCUCAGGGUCUUUUGGAAAAGUAUAUAAGGGACGGUGCAGAAAUAAAAUUGUAGCAAUCAAACGCUAUCGAGCCAACACCUAUUGUUCCAAAUCGGACGUGGACAUGUUUUGCCGUGAAGUUUCCAUUCUCUGCCGACUGAACCAUCCAUGUGUCAUACAGUUUGUUGGAGCUUGCUUAGAUGACCCAAGUCAGUUUGCUAUAGUCACCCAAUAUAUUUCUGGAGGAUCACUUUUCUCCCUGCUUCAUGAACAGAAGAGGACUCUGGACCUCCAGUCUAAAUUAAUCAUUGCUGUAGAUGUUGCCAAAGGUAUGGAGUAUCUUCACAAUCUCACACAGCCAAUCAUACAUCGUGAUUUGAACAGUCACAAUAUUCUUUUGUAUGAGGAUGGCCAUGCUGUUGUUGCUGAUUUUGGAGAAUCCAGAUUUUUGCAGUCCUUGGAUGAAGACAACAUGACAAAACAACCUGGGAACCUACGCUGGAUGGCCCCUGAGGUAUUCACUCAGUGUACAAGGUACACUAUAAAAGCUGAUGUUUUCAGCUAUGCUUUGUGUCUCUGGGAACUGUUAACAGGUGAAAUUCCAUUUGCUCACCUAAAACCAGCUGCUGCAGCAGCAGAUAUGGCCUACCAUCACAUCAGGCCUCCAAUAGGGUAUUCGAUUCCCAAGCCCAUCUCGUCAUUGCUAAUGAGGGGCUGGAAUGCCUGUCCCGAGGGAAGACCAGAGUUUUCAGAAGUAGUCACAAAAUUAGAAGAAUGUCUGUGCAACAUUGAGUUAAUGUCUCCAGCUUCCAGCAACAGCAGUGGCUCUCUGUCUCCCUCCUCAUCUUCUGACUGCCUUGUUGCGCGAGGAGGUCCUGGGCGUAGUCAUGUCGCAGCAUUACGUAGUCGUUUCGAGUUGGAAUAUGCCUUGAAUGCAAGAGCUUAUGCUGUCUGGUCACAGAGCACUGGCCAACAGCCUUCUCAGGGCCUGUCUUUGGACGACAUGCGAAGAAACUUCCAGUACCCCCCUAUUGACAAAAAUGGUUAUGUGUCAGAUCCCAUGAGCACCAUGCGAUUUCAUUCCUGCAGUAAUAGUGGCAGCUUUGAAGAAAGCAGCUGACAGCAUGGACCAUCUGCCUGCAGAGAGGGUCUCCGUAAACUGACAGUAAUGAUUCUUACCCUAUCGUCAGCCUAACUCCCAGGCAUCAUAUGUUGUACUGAAGAUCCCUAAAUUGAAUUGCUUUAUUUAUCGAUGGCAAAUAUCCCUGUCAUAAGUUAUGCUCUGGCUUCUUUUUCUGCUGACCUGCUUGGGGGGAGUAGGGGGUGGCUUCGGUGACAAGCAUCUAUCCUUCCUCAGCAAAGUAAAUGGCCACAAGGAAUGCUGCACUUGCAGCUUGAACAUUACUAAUUUGAAGAGAUGAAAGUAAAAAAAUGUGUCUGUUGUUAGAGUUUCAAAGCUACAGGGCAAGUGUCGGUGCCUCAGACUGCGCGCAGGCAUGCAGCCAGUGGCCGCUCCCCGACGGUAGGGAGGAGCAAGGGAGCAGCCAGACCGGGCUGAACCGAGGCAAGGAACAACCUGUCGUUCCCCACUGCCGAUUCAGGCCCCGAUGGAGGCAAAGUUGUUCCUUUCCCAGCUUCUAAACACCACCCUGCUUCCUUUUCAAGUUCUCCACAGUCACAGAAACGCCCUGUGUCCUAUUUUCAGCGCUGCUGGCUCACGCAGCUCUCCAGCACAGCGUCCCCACAGCUGCAGGGCUUCAGCGCUUCUGCCCACUUGCUGAGAAUAGCGAGACGCUUGGGUGGCCACCUUAACUGUACUCUUCCGUACCUGUUAUUUUCUUAUCCACUGUUUUAUUUUGGGUUGUGUGCCUGCUUUUCCUCAAAGAAUAAAUGCUUUAGUUUAGUUAUUUGGUUAAUAAACCAACACAGGCACUCCACAACAAACUUUUAACCAGAAGGGAAAAAUGCAAAACUAAGUCCCAACCUACAUAUGUUUAAUGUAGAAAGCUAAAAUCGUUGUGUCACAAAUGUAAUAACCUUAAAGCAGUACAAAGGGUUGCGAAUUUUCACUCAAAGCACAACUGUG